GCCAGGUACCACAUGUCAGAAUCUCAUCAAAUCAUUCAAAUAAAUUGAACACUCUUAUCAUCAAUACCUAAUACUUACCACUAACCAAUACCCCUAAAUCGCAUCAGACUUGCACAUUUAUCCUUCUCCUAACCUAAAUCAACCACAAUGGGAAGCAUCUCAAAGAAACUAGGCGUCGUCGUGACCGGUGGCGCUAGCGGUCUCGGACUCACCAUGGUAGAAUACUUCGCGUCGCAAGGGCACGCCGUCACCAUAUUCGACGUCAACACGCAAGCGGGACACCAAGUAGCCGCCGACCUGGCCAAAAAGCAUCCCGAAGGUAAAGUCGACUUCAAGUUCUGCAACAUCACAUCCUGGGACAGCCAAGCGACGGCGUUCAGAGAAGUCUACGAGAAAGUGGGCCACGUCGACAUCGUCAUGGCCAAUGCCGGAAUCUCGGAGCAGGGCGUCAGUAGCUUGUCGUUGGCCGACGAGGAAGAGCCGUCGCAGCCUAGGUUGCGAGCUUUAGAAGUGAAUCUAACAGGCACGAUAUACACGGUCAAACUUGCCAUACACUACCUCAAGAAGAACACGCCAGAUCCUAAGACGGGAUCGCGGGGCUGCAUCAUAUGCACGGCUUCAAACGCGGGUCUCUACCCAUUCCCAGUAGCCCCAGUCUAUGCCGCUUCAAAAUCGGGCAUAAUUGGCCUUGUUCGCUCUCUUGAUCGGAGUCUUGAGAAACUUCAAAUCCAGAUUAACGCUUUAGCGCCCGCCGUACUUGAAACCAGCAUCACUCCAUCCAAAGCUCUUUUCGAGGAGAUGAUUAUAACACCUCACUCUACACUUGUCAAGGGUAUCGCGCAACUUGUUGAGGACCCGAAGGUCAGCGGGGCUGUUGCCGAGAUCCACGGAGAAAACGUUACGCUGCGCACACAUCACGAGUACGUGGACGAUGACACGAAAGCAAACAUGGAAACAUUCUGGAAGCACGGAAUUGCUUGAAAUAGAUCAUUUCAUUCAUUUUCUUUCUGCGGUUUCAAUUAGACGUCCAACGACAGGACUUAGAGACAAAGAGGAUUGGGAAGUUUGGGCUGGCACUUUGGAAGUGGUUUUGAGCCAUGGGUAGCACUAAGGUCUAUAAACGUGCUGGUAUUAUAAUGAGGCACUCCUUGGGAUAGGGCGAAAUGAGAAAUAUAAUAACGAGAUGAAGAAUGAUAAGUUGUGAAUAAAAAGACAGCACGGCA
Messenger RNA from Annulohypoxylon maeteangense, 1223 nucleotides. Its product is annotated as putative short chain dehydrogenase/reductase. The coding region runs from base 148 to 981 and encodes 277 amino acids. Gene Ontology annotation, molecular function: oxidoreductase activity, acting on the CH-OH group of donors, NAD or NADP as acceptor. The transcript has 3 exons. The record is from RefSeq and is a predicted model, not a curated record. Lineage: Eukaryota; Fungi; Ascomycota; Sordariomycetes; Xylariales; Hypoxylaceae. Gene Ontology annotation, cellular component: cytoplasm.